CGUAAAGAGUAGUGAAGACUAUUAUAGCGAUGUUUCGCUUGUUUUGUAUAUUUAACGACAAUUUAAGUCAAUUGUCUUGUAAUUUAUGCGUUAAUGAGAGCCAAAGUGUGGCACAAAUGAGUGUUGAGACGACCGGUCACUGCAUUCGCGUCACAAUCGAUGGCAAAGACAUCGCAUUCAAAGUCACACCAAAUGACCGGCGGAUCACAUGUUUGGGACCAUUGACUGCAUUUCGAUGUCAUUAUAAUACCAAUCAUUGUCUCAACAUUUGGUUCACAACAUCCGCUCAAAUGGACAUACCGCCGAAGCGGAUAAUCCCGAAGACAUCGCUUCCCGUCAACAUUGAAAUAGUAAACGAGUUUUUUUGCCACAAUCACAGCCACGACUCGGAAGAUCCGGUCAAUGAUAUCCAUCAACGCAUCCACACGUUAAGCAUCAAUGAAGACAACACUAAUGAGACGCAAGACAUGACACGACCACCACUUCUAUCCACUUUGGAUCAAAUUAUGACAAUUAUUGACCAAAAAAUAGGCACAAAAUUUCUGUUUGAAAGCAACGAUAAA
Molecule: messenger RNA, 563 nt
Organism: Medioppia subpectinata
Lineage: Eukaryota; Metazoa; Arthropoda; Arachnida; Sarcoptiformes; Oppiidae
Source: the annotation of a GenBank genome assembly